Messenger RNA from Morus notabilis, 554 nucleotides. RefSeq names its product zinc finger CCCH domain-containing protein 3. Gene Ontology annotation, molecular function: zinc ion binding; nucleic acid binding. The record is from RefSeq and is a predicted model, not a curated record. Gene Ontology annotation, cellular component: U12-type spliceosomal complex. Bases 13 to 468 code for a protein of 151 amino acids. The transcript has 5 exons. Lineage: Eukaryota; Viridiplantae; Streptophyta; Magnoliopsida; Rosales; Moraceae.
GGAGGAGGAAAAAUGCCAUUGGGAAAGUAUUACUGCGACUACUGUGACAAGCAAUUCCAAGACACCCCUUUCGCCAGAAAACGCCACCUUCAAGGUCUUCAACACCUCCGAGCCAAAGCUCUCUGGUACGACUCCUUCAAGGAUCCCAAUCAGGCUUAUACUGACGGCUUCGGAAAAGGUGUUUGCAAUCGCUUCGUUAAUACUGGGUUUUGCCAAUAUGGGGAUUCUUGCAGAUAUUUUCAUCCUAAGAACAACUUGCAGAAUUUGAAUUACCAAGGGAUGUCAGGUUUGGUAGACAUUAAUCAGUCACAGGUUUUUCAAGGGAACCAAUUUGUUGGAAGCAACUCUGCGCCGGGUAAUAAUAUGACGGGAGAUAGAAUGGGAAUGUCGUGGGGAAAUCUACCUCCCUCGCUAAAGCCUCCUCCAGAGGGUGGAUAUCCGAGCCUUCCCUUUGUGGACUGGGGAUAGGGGGCCUAUUCAUUUUAGAACAGUUUUCUAAUGUAAUAUUAAUACGAAUCCUAUCGUUGAUCUUAUCGACAUAGAUUAGUAGACAA